Messenger RNA from Syngnathus acus (greater pipefish), 976 nucleotides. It is a transcript of the gene maip1, whose product is annotated as matrix AAA peptidase interacting protein 1. Gene Ontology annotation, molecular function: ribosome binding. Gene Ontology annotation, cellular component: mitochondrial inner membrane. The transcript has 5 exons. The record is from RefSeq and is a predicted model, not a curated record. Bases 50 to 799 code for a protein of 249 amino acids. NCBI's taxonomy places the organism in Eukaryota, Metazoa, Chordata, Actinopteri, Syngnathiformes, Syngnathidae. Gene Ontology annotation, biological process: protein insertion into mitochondrial inner membrane from matrix; inner mitochondrial membrane organization.
CAACACCCGAAUGGUACAAAGUGACGGACCGGAAAUCCGUUGAAACAAGAUGGCGCUCUUCACGUUAAGAUAUUGUUCCAAAUUGGCGUCGUUACGCGGCUUCGCUCGCGUUACAACCCACGAAAGCGUUCACUUAAAACGGUGCAUAAAAUCCCAGAUAUGUGUCCUUUCUCCCGCCGGGGUCGGGCAAGUGGUGGCGCUGCGGCCGUACAGCUCCGACCGCGGCGAACCAAAAGCCAUCCAGAAGGUGGUUGUCGUCGGCAUCCCGAAUCCCUUCAUUUGGCUUCGGACGCGGGUCUACUACUUCCUCAUCAGAGCUUAUUUUGAUUCCGAGUUCAACAUAGAAGAGUUUACGGAAGGGGCUAAACAGGCUUUCUGCCAUGUUUCCAAGCUGCUGUCACAGUGUCAGUUUGCAGCUCUCGAGGGGCUGGUGGCCGGUGACUUAAUCGGAAAGCUGGAGGAAAAGUGCAGCCUUCUGCCGCCGAGCUACAAGACGGCCCUGUCUGCCCGGCCCGACGAGCUCAUGUACAGCACGCCGGGGGACGUGGGAAUCUACUACGAUGACACGGGGAGAAGGUUUGUGAGUAUUUUGAUGCGUUUCUGGUACCUGACCAGCGCGCAUCUGCCCGAAGACACUCUGGAGGGAACUCGCGUCUUCCAGGUGGCCAUUGGUGGAGAGCGGGAGGCGGAGAGCAAGAGGCUGCUUACCGCUAACUACGAAUUUCAAAGGGAGUUUACUAAAGGGGUGGCACCAGACUGGACCAUUACACGGAUAGAGCACUCCAAGCUUUUAGACUGACGGACAAUAAAAAAAAGAAAAAAAUCCUGUGAUAAGUGCCCCAAAACAUGAACUUGAAUGAAUGAAUCCACAAUGUACUGUCUGCAAGAUUUCAGAACCCAACUGAGAUGAUGUUCCACGAGGGUUUGUCUUUGUAGUUUCUACUUAUAAAAUGAAUUUUGUUAAUUUAACCUUCAA